Molecule: messenger RNA, 483 nt
Organism: Daucus carota subsp. sativus
Lineage: Eukaryota; Viridiplantae; Streptophyta; Magnoliopsida; Apiales; Apiaceae
Product: GATA transcription factor 16
Exons: 3
Coding region: 1-483 (160 amino acids)
Biological process (GO): regulation of DNA-templated transcription
Molecular function (GO): zinc ion binding; sequence-specific DNA binding
Source: RefSeq, a predicted model, not a curated record
AUGGUGGAUCGCAAUGAGAGAGGAUCAAAUUCUGAUGAAAUCAGCAGCCGAACCCCUGUCAGGAUUCCGACCACUGGAACCUUAAUUCUGCCAGCGAAAACUUGUUGGGAUUGUGAAACCACAAGAACCCCUUUGUGGCGAACUGGCCCCUCUGGACCUAAGUCACUGUGUAACGCUUGCGGGAUCAGGUUCGGUAAGUUGAGAAAAGAACUUGAACUUCUUGGACUGGUAAGCCCCAAAGUGGUGAGGAAGAGGAAUUCAACGAAGAGCUCCAGCUUGAAUAUGAGCACCGUGACUAGCGACAGAUCGUCGGGCAACAACAACGUCGGCGAGGCGUUCAACAAGCCGGCUGAUUUGGGGGGUUCGGGAAAUGGAGAGCUCGUGUCCGAGAACCUGAGAUCAAGGUUGUUCGAGGCAGCGAGUGUUGUGCAAGGAGAAAUGGAGCAAGCUGCUCUGAUUUUGAUGGCUAUGUCAUGUGAUUGA